AUGGGGUUACUCCAACCUAUUGAUCUACCCAGAAAGCCUUGGGAGGAAAUUACAUAUGACCUGAUUGUUGGCCUUCCUAUUUCAGAGGGAUAUGAUGCAAUACUCACAGUGGUGGAUAGACUAUCCAAGAUGGUCCAUUUCAUUCCUACCACCUCUAAAGCCACUGCUGUUGAUGUUGCAAAUCUCUUUGUAAACUUCAUAUGGAAACUCCAUGGGCUGCCCAGAAAAACCAUCUCAGAUUGUGGGCCUCAAUUCAAUGCCAAAUUCCUGCGCCAAGUAUACAAGCGUUUGGGGAUAGAGCCACACUUCUCAACAGCCUACAGACCCCAAGUGGAUGGGCAAAGUGAGAGGUUAAACCAGUUUGUUGAAAUCUUCCUAAGGCACUAUCUUAGCCAUAGGCAAGAUGACUGGGUUGCUCUCCUUCCCUUGGCAGAAUUUGCAUAUAACAAUGGGGUUCAUGCUGGGUCCAAACACUCUCCUUUUUACCUCUGUUAUGGGUACAAUCCAGAUUUCACUGUUGGGGAUAUUACUGUUACCCAAGUCCCUCAAGCAGAUGAACUGGCUGAGUUCUUGAAGAGAAACCUGGAGGAAGCCAAAGCUGCAUUAACCAUGGCCCAGAACAAGCAAGCCUUCUACUAUAAUAACAAGCACAAGGCAGCAAUCAAGCUUGAACCUGGUGAUAGGGUCUUCUUAGACAGCAGCAAUAUCAAAACUUCAAGGCCUUCCCACAAACUUGAGCACAAGAGGUUGGGACCAUACAAAGUCUUGGAGAAGAUUGGCAAAGAGAGCUACAAGUUGGAACUUCCAAAAUCUAUGAAGAUCCAUCCAGUAUUCCACACAGCUCUACUCCACAAGGAACCCUUUGAUGAAUUCCAGCGCAAACCCAAACCUUUGCCUCCUGUAAUUACCCAAACAGGAGAAGAAGAAUAUGUGGUGGAGAAGAUCUUGGAUUCCAGGAAGCAAGGAAGGAACCUGUGGUACUAUGUCAAGUGGAAAGGGUAUGGACCAGAAGAGAACACCUGGGAACCCAAAAGUCACUUGGCCAAUGCACCAAAACAGGUUGCCAAAUUCCACCAGCUACACCCAGAUGCACCUGGGCCUUGA
Rhizoctonia solani is the source of this 1104-nucleotide messenger RNA. Its product is annotated as Transposon Tf2-12 polyprotein. Gene Ontology annotation, biological process: DNA integration. Gene Ontology annotation, molecular function: nucleic acid binding. Lineage: Eukaryota; Fungi; Basidiomycota; Agaricomycetes; Cantharellales; Ceratobasidiaceae. The coding region runs from base 1 to 1104 and encodes 367 amino acids. The transcript has a single exon. The record is from RefSeq and is a predicted model, not a curated record.